Molecule: messenger RNA, 1833 nt
Organism: Chelmon rostratus (copperband butterflyfish)
Lineage: Eukaryota; Metazoa; Chordata; Actinopteri; Chaetodontiformes; Chaetodontidae
Product: hyaluronan-binding protein 2-like
Exons: 13
Coding region: 1-1833 (610 amino acids)
Biological process (GO): proteolysis
Molecular function (GO): serine-type endopeptidase activity; calcium ion binding
Source: RefSeq, a predicted model, not a curated record
AUGAACCUUAAGCUCCUCUUCUUUUGCCUCUUCUUAGCGGUGCUCCUCAUACCUGCUGAACUGAAACAUAAAAAGCACAAGAAGCAUCACCAUCACCACCAUCAUGGUCCCGAGGAACGCGGACCUGGACAUAAACAUGGCAAAAAGAAAGGAACAUUUAAGGAUAUAACUGAAGACUUCUUCUUCGGGAUCUUAGAGGCAGUUGGUGGUGAUGAGGAUGAGGAUGAUGACCCACGUAAUUUAGACUGGCUGUUUGAACUUCAAGCGCCAGAGGGCCAAUGCAACCCGAACCCUUGCCUCAACAAUGGCGAGUGUGAGGAGAAAGGCAAGAGGAAAUUCAAAUGUGAUUGCCCCAGACCUUUCAAGGGAAGGAGAUGCGAGAAAGGUCCAAAACACUGUAAGAGAGGUAUAUGUGGGCGCGGUGAAUGUGUGCUGACUUCAACUCCCCCGUUCUAUGAGUGCAGAUGCAAGGAGCCCUUCCAGCCUCCACACUGCAGAACUUUUUCACUGUGUGAGCCUAACCCAUGUAGGAAUGGUGGACAAUGCAUCAAGGAGGGUAAUGACUUUGACUGCCAGUGCCCUCCAGGGUACAGAGGCCGUUUCUGCCAUGUUGGCCCAGAUGACUGCUAUGUGAGUAAUGGCGAGUCAUAUCGUGGUAAUGUGAGUGAGACAGAAGAUGGCGAUGAAUGCCUCUACUGGAACUCUCACUUCAUCCUGGACAAAGGUGCAGAUCCUUUCAGCUCCUACGAGGCUGAAGAUGGACUUGGCCCACACAACUUCUGCAGGAACCCAGAUGGAGAGGGGGCGCCCUGGUGUUUCUUCAGAAGAGGCCGCAGGUUGUUGUGGGACUAUUGUGAUGUGACAGUGUGUCCUGAACCGACAGGUGUGACACCAACCGAUUCCACUACUUCCAAGCCCAAACCCGAAACACCUGAACCUACAGCAGUCCCCGAGCCCACAUCUGAGCAGCCCAGCCAGGCUCCACAGCCUACUUCUGCACCCACUGUAGCUGCUGUCGCCCCCAAUGCCACCGCUCCACCGCUCCAGUUCUCCACCUGUGGGAACCCUCAGCCAAAAAAGUCAAUGGCCCGAAUCUUUGGAGGUCUGAAGGUCGCUCCUGGGGCUAUACCCUGGCAGGUGUCCCUGCAAGUGAGACCAAAGAACUCCAAGCAGGAAUUCAGACACGUGUGUGGAGGAGUGCUCAUCGAGAGCUGCUGGGUACUGACAGCCGGACACUGCAUAGAACAAAACAAAGACAUGCAGGUGCUUAUGGGAGGUCUGUCACUGAAUAACGAGGAAACCACGGAGCAAACCAUAAGUGUUGAGGAGGCUAUUGUACAUGAGAACUACAGGGAGACUCCUGCAGCUGUUUACAAUGACAUAGCCUUGUUGAAGCUGAGCGGUCACAACGGAGUUUGUGCCAAUGAGACUCAGUUUGUGAAGACAGCAUGUCUGCCUGAUGCCCAACUGCCUGAUGGGAUGGAGUGUACCAUUUCUGGAUGGGGUGCCACUGAGGAAUCUGACUAUGGUUCCAACCACCUGCUGGAAGCCAAUGUACUGCUGAUCAACCAGGAAAAGUGCUCUGAACGUGCUGUUUAUGGCAGAGUCCUGGAUGAUUCAAUGUUCUGUGCUGGCCACCUGCAGGGAGGGGUGGAUUCCUGCCAGGGUGACUCUGGAGGACCACUGACAUGUAAACAGAAUAGUACCAGUGUUAUUUAUGGUCUGGUGAGUUGGGGAGACCAGUGUGGAAAGAAGAACAAGCCUGGGGUGUACACACGCGUAACUCACUUCCUGGACUGGAUCAAAUCAAAGACACAAGCAGCAUCGGCAUGA